Messenger RNA from Sander lucioperca (pikeperch), 3617 nucleotides. Its product is annotated as CCN family member 1-like. Bases 196 to 1398 code for a protein of 400 amino acids. The record is from RefSeq and is a predicted model, not a curated record. NCBI's taxonomy places the organism in Eukaryota, Metazoa, Chordata, Actinopteri, Perciformes, Percidae. Gene Ontology annotation, molecular function: protein binding. Gene Ontology annotation, biological process: signal transduction. The transcript is spliced from 5 exons. Gene Ontology annotation, cellular component: extracellular region.
UGAUAUAAAAACAAGCCUCGCCAACUUUGAUCGAUGGAGUUUCUACAAGUGAUGGAAGAGAUUAGAGGAGCAUCGUGCAUUUGGGAUUUAACCUUUGUGGACAACAGCUUUUGUUUCUGAGCCUGUGGAGGAUUUAUUUUUCUGUUUUGUACUUUUUCCUCUCUCAUCUUCUGAGGGAAUCAGCUGACAUACAGCAUGGGGAUACUGCUUUUAUUUGCUGUCUUUCAAGUGCUGACAGUCGGCGUGGUGACUGCUGGCUGUCCAGUGGUGUGCGAGUGUCCGGCGGGGCCUCCGUCUUGUCCCCCUGGGGUCAGCUCGGUGCCGGACGGCUGCGGCUGCUGCAAGGUGUGUGCCGCUCAGCUCAACCAGGACUGCCACGAAGGACGGCCCUGCGACCAUCACAAAGGCCUGGAGUGCAACUAUGGCAACGAUGUGGGCCGUACCCAUGGCAUCUGCAGGGCGAAGGCAGAGGGCCGCUCGUGCGAAUACAACGGGCGGAUUUACCAAAACGGCGAGAACUUCAACGCUGGUUGCAAGCACCAGUGCACCUGCAUCGACGGAGCAGUGGGCUGCGUGCCCCUUUGCCCCAGCCACGUGCCGCUGGCGUCCCCUUCCUGUCCGGCCCCACAGCUGAUCAAAGUGCCGGGCCAGUGCUGCCUCACCGUCGACUGCCACAAGGGAACCUCCCUCGUGCCCCCCGUGCACCGUCGUCCCCAACCUCCAGCUUACCCGCCUUACCCAUUCAUUCCCUACCCGGCCUACCCCUUCCCGAAGCCUUAUCCGAAACCUUACCGGAAGCUGUACCCCUACAAACCCAAAAAGGAGAAGGACACCCUGGGGAACGAGCUGGUGGAAGUGGAAGUGGGGGGCAAGCGCAAGUGGGACAAGCCACGUGGAAACAAGCACCUGGCGGCCUGGAAACAGGUGGUAGAUCAAUGUGUGGUUCAGACGACGUCCUGGUCCCAGUGUUCCCGGAGCUGUGGGAUGGGCGUCUCCUCUCGUGUUACCAAUGACAAUGCCCGCUGUAAGCUGAUCAAGGAAACGCGUCUGUGCAACAUUCGGCCCUGCAGCUCCAUGUCUAUGCCUGUCAAGAAAGGAAGGAAGUGCUCCCGUACCCACAAGGCCCCUGAGCCUCACCGCCUGUCCUACGCCGGCUGCCGGAGCACUCGCCUGUACAGGCCCAACUACUGUGGCGUGUGCCGGGACGGCCGCUGCUGUUCGCCCCGCCGCACGCGUACCGCCAGCGUGAGCUUCGCCUGUCCCGACGGCGAGCGCUUCAGCCGGUCCGUGAUGUUCAUCCAGUCCUGCAAGUGCAGCGACGAGUGCAACCACCUGAACGAGGCCGCCAUGCCUCCCCAGCGAUGGCUCUACGGAGACACACACAAGUUCAUCGACUAGUGGUAUCAUCCUCCCCUCCCCCCCCCAAAAAAAAACUUACAUUCCCUCACAACAAAAACCCACCCCAUAGUGAUCCCCAUUAUACAAUAGCUGUCCUUAGUGUAUCUAUAUGAGUAGACGCAAGCGAGGUGAACACGUCAAAACGUCUUUUCUGAAUUUGGGGAGGAAUGGGGAAAGGAAUGCGCCUUGGAAAGAGCAAAGUGACAGCCCCCCCUUUUUUGUUUUUUAGUGUAGAUAAAGAAUUGUUCGUGGCCGUGGCCAGACUUCGACAGACUGCGACAAAACCUUUAAGGACAAACAUGGAUGCAACCAGCUGCCAUGUUGCUGCCAAAUGUCCCCUGAACUCUGAGACUUUUUGUUGGGGACACUGGAACGAAAGCUGACACACACACACACACACACACACACACACACACACACACACACACACACACACACUUGCCCAGGGACCACAGAUGUAAAUUAGCUGUAUAGCUAACUCUGGUACAGGGCUUGAACUGUGCAUGGUCUCUGACAAAUAAACUACACACACACACACACACACACACACACACACAUUGUGUUGAUGGUGUGGACUCACAUCACAGUUAACCAAUAAACCAAAUGAAGACUCACGGAGAAGCAAAAAAAUAAAAAUAAAAAACUGUGAUUGUGUUCGGCAGAAGACGGAGCAGCAUCUUGGAUGUUCUCACAGGGGAACGUGACGGGCUUGUGUCUUUUUAUGGUAUUUAUUCACUGGUAUUUAUUGUCGAGACAGACGGGAUGACGCAGUGGCCUGCCACCAGGGAGGGCGGCCGGGGCGGCUGUGUUUUGGGCACCUCGGCGUGGCUGAACUGAACGGGGGAUCUGAGAGAGGGACAAAACAGCUGAGAGCUGUCAGCCAUGAGAGGGAGAGGACUCCCCUCCCACAGAUCCAGGGCUUGACCCCCUGGGGUGAAGCCCUUUGUAAUGAUGGAUGAUGAAAGCUACAGGAUAAGAGACAGAGUCCACCCUGAUGGGUUGAGGCUUUGUACGCAUUAGUAGGGAGGGAGGAGGGGGGGAUAUGUCAAAAGGUUGUUUACCCAGCUGGACUCGUCCCCUGCCUUGCCUCGGCGAGAAACUGAGACAUUUAGCAAGCACCAGAAGAACAAGCCUGGGAUUCUGGCGCCAAGACGUGGACCGCCUAAUUUUGGGCAAAUUAACAAUCCUGACUGAAGUGGCAGCGAGAGAAAAUCAGCCACUCUGGGGUUUUUUUUUCUGCUUUAAAAAUAAAGAUUUUAAACUGCGUGUGCCGAGGUAAACAUGUCAUUUGCGACUUGCGGCGGUUGGAACCGCUCUCGGUGAACAAUCUGGCCUGUAAUUCAGCUUCUUGCUGAAAACUAAACAAUAACUUGUUCAUGUUUAAGUGUUUGUUGUUCUGAGUAAUGCUUUAGAAGGCUGCGUUGUCAGAUGACAUCACUGUCAUGGCCUAAAAACCUAAUCCUGAGGACAUUUCGGAGAGGGGGGAAAUCUGUAUUUCAUCUUUUGUGGCCAAAAUCCUUCACUGUGACCCUUGCAACUUGGGUUCAAGUUCACGCACCUUAGCCUAGAUUCAAGACCCUUUAUCUCAUGCAAAAGGUGACUCAGAGGGAGUCAUUUCUAUCUUUACUGACUACACAUUUUAAAUGGGUGAUUCUAAAUUAUUUGAAGCACCAUUUUAUUAUUUCAAAAAUGUGUUUUUUUCCCCUCUUGUGCCAUAAGAUAGUGGCUUAGACAUUUGUUUUUAGUUUUCUGUGAAACUGGAAAAUAGAUUUACGUCUCUUGGCUACAGUAGGCUUUUUUGUUGGUUUAUUUUAGUUGCCUCGAAGCCUGACAACCUCGUUAGGGGCUACAUGUGAUUAAAAAGAAAAAAAUGUGUUUUGGUAAUUGUACACCAUUGCUAUUGUAGAUGCUGUGGUGUUGGUACUGUAUGUCUAGUUUUGUUACAGGACACUUUAGAGCAGCUAUGUACAGAUGCAUCGUUACCUUCUUUGUAGUUCUAUCUGCUGUAUAAGGGCCAAUCCUUUGACCGAGUUAUACUGAAGUAGUAAAUGUGUAGUAUAGCACUGAACAACGCACGGUUCAGAUCCUUUACGAGCAUUAAGUGCCAAUUUGAAAGUGUGAUUGUAUGUCUACAAGUGUACAUUAAAACCAUGUGUAAAAAUAGUCAUGCUUUCUGAGAUUACAUAUAUUAAAAAAUAAAAAACUUGUUCAUUCGUAAC